Stegostoma tigrinum is the source of this 1257-nucleotide messenger RNA. It is a transcript of the gene prlh2r, whose product is annotated as prolactin releasing hormone 2 receptor. Gene Ontology annotation, cellular component: plasma membrane; neuron projection. Gene Ontology annotation, molecular function: neuropeptide binding; neuropeptide Y receptor activity. Bases 1 to 1257 code for a protein of 418 amino acids. The record is from RefSeq and is a predicted model, not a curated record. Lineage: Eukaryota; Metazoa; Chordata; Chondrichthyes; Orectolobiformes; Stegostomatidae. The transcript is spliced from 2 exons. Gene Ontology annotation, biological process: G protein-coupled receptor signaling pathway.
AUGUGCCGUUCUCCGGCUGUGAAAUGUGACUGGAAAAUAACUGGCACAAUGUCCAGCGUGAACAGCGUCGGCUCCAGUUUGGAGGGCAGAAGCAAAGGUCUGCUGGACCUUUGGGCACUGAAUGAGCAAAUGCAUGAAGCUAGAGAGCUUGCAUUGACCCUGAAAGACUCUGGCACAUCAACCAUGUCCCUGAAUGCUUCGAUGGACAAUGUCACCAUGGUUCCUUUGUUCUUGGGCCUUAAUCUCCUCUUUGAGUUGAAGCCUCUCUUCAUCCCGCUGUACGUUGUCUUAGUGGUUGUGGCUUGUGCCGGUAACCUCAUCCUUGUGGCUCACAUCUCCACCACCAAGAAGCUUCACACGACCACCAACUUCCUCAUCGGCAACCUGGCAGCCUCCGACUUGGUGAUGUGCAUCUUCUGUGUUCCAAUGACAGUGUCCUACGCAUUCGAAACCAAAGGAUGGCUUUUCGGGAUCUUCAUGUGCUAUUUCAUCACCCUCAUGCAAUCCACCACCGUCUUUGUGUCUGUCUUGUCCCUCACCGCCAUAGCAGUGGACAGAUAUGUGGUGGUGGCAUACCCAAUCCACCAAAGGAUCAGACCACGGUACUGUGCCUACAUCGUUGCCUUUAUCUGGCUGGUCUCAGCUGGUGUUUCAAUGCCUUCCUGUUUGCACACCAGCUAUAUCGACCUCAACCAGAUUGGGUACAACAUGAUCAUCUGCGAGGAGGCCUGGAUUGACUUGGACAGCCAAAGGCUGCUCUAUUCCUGCGUCAUGCUGCUGCUCUCCUACAUGCUCCCACUCUGCGCCGUCUCCAUCUCCUACUGCGCCAUAUCCCACCACUUAAAGAAACGGAGUGUCCCCGGCGCGGCCUCCUGCAGCCAGGACAAGUGGUCAAAGAAGAGGAGGAGGACUUUCUGGAUGCUAGCCAUUUCUGUCCUGUCCUUUGCCCUGUGCUGGUUCCCUCUGCAGGCAAUCAAUCUGAUACGGGACAUUGACCUGGACAUCUUAGACAAGAGCUACAUCAAUGUGAUCCAGAUCGCCUGUCAUUUGGUUGCCAUGAGCUCUGCCUGUUACAACCCCUUCAUCUAUGCCUCCCUCCACAACAAGUUCCGAGUCCAGCUGAGCAACCUCUUGUUCUGCAACAAGAAGCAGGCAAACACUAGCACAUUCAGCCAAACCUCCCGUAUGAGAUAUACCAUCACCUCUCUAGAUACGCCUGCUACCAACAAUUUAAAGGAUAAACUCUGUCUGAGGUAG